This is a messenger RNA of Pseudophryne corroboree (corroboree frog), 1746 nucleotides long. Its product is annotated as hyaluronidase-1-like. The transcript has 4 exons. Gene Ontology annotation, molecular function: hyalurononglucosaminidase activity. Bases 132 to 1451 code for a protein of 439 amino acids. Gene Ontology annotation, cellular component: cytoplasmic vesicle. NCBI's taxonomy places the organism in Eukaryota, Metazoa, Chordata, Amphibia, Anura, Myobatrachidae. Gene Ontology annotation, biological process: hyaluronan catabolic process; carbohydrate metabolic process. The record is from RefSeq and is a predicted model, not a curated record.
CCUUUGUCGGCUCAGGCAUCCAGCUGGUGCACUGACCAGCCUGCGCAGCCCUAAACAUGGCAAGCUGGGCUAGAAAGUGCAGGAGAGGAUGAGGAGCCCCACCACAUCCAACAGAAACCCCAGGAUCCACUAUGUGCCCCCAGCACCUCUACAUUGCUGAUAUUUACUCUCUCCUUCCACUCUCCCUCCUGUAUCUCCCAGCCGCCUCUGAUCCUAUUGCCCCAGGCUGGCCCUUUGUCAUACUCUGGAAUGCACCAACGCGGCCAUGUUUGGAUAGCCAUGGGGUAAUGAUUGAUCUUGAAACUUUUGACAUAGUAAGCAACCAGAACCAGUCAUUCAUGGGCACGAAUGCCGUGAUCUUUUACAACACCCAUCUGGGGCUGUAUCCUUUUUAUGACCACAAUUAUGUGCCAGUCAAUGGUGGGCUGCCGCAGAACGCCAGCCUUGAGGAACAUUUGGUUAAAGUUCAUAAGGAUUUGAAAUCCGCCAGUGUAGACAAGAAUUUUAACGGUGUGGCGGUGGUAGACUGGGAACACUGGAGACCAUUAUGGAAUCGCAACUGGAAAAAGAAGGCACUGUACCAGCUGCAGUCACUAGAAAUGAUAAGCCAGAGACAUCCACUGUGGUCAUAUAGGAGGAUACAGAGAUUGGCCAAGAGGCAAUUUGAGGCAUCGGCCAAGGACUUUAUGUUGUCUACCCUUCACCUGGGCCGCAAAUUGAGCCCCAAAGGCCUCUGGGGGUUCUAUGGGUUUCCAGAAUGCUAUAAUUUCGAGUACAAGAAUGGGAGCCAGAAUUACACCGGCCAGUGCCCAGAUGAUGAAGUAGAAAGGAAUGAUGCAUUGACCUGGUUGUGGGGCAUUAGCCGAGCACUGUACCCUCACAUAUACCUGGAUACAGACCUAAAAGACUCUGAAUACGUGAGACUGUUUGUGAGGCACAGGGUGGAAGAGGGCUUCAGGGUGCAUAAGGUGUCACCUGGUGCAGACCUUCCUGUCCUGCCGUACGCCCGCAUAGUGUACACCUACAGCAUGGACUUCCUCACACAGGGUGACCUGGUGCAGACCAUAGGACAGAGUGCCGCGCUGGGAGCCACUGGUGUCGUCCUGUGGGGCAACGCAGACUACAGCUCCAGCAAGGAGUCCUGCCUGGCAGUGAGGUCCUACAUAGAGAAGACCCUGGGUCCAUAUGCGAAGAAUGUAACCACAGGCGCAAUACUCUGCAGCAGAACCCAAUGUUCCAAUCAUGGACGCUGUGUGCGGAAAUACCCUGAAAAAGACACCCAUCUGCACCUGGACCCCACUAUCUUCAGCAUUAAGCAACACCCCCUUGGGGAAAGUGUUGUGGUACUUGACAAUACUUCCAGUAAGAAACUCAUCCGCAUGUGGCCGCAAUUCCUGUGCCGCUGCUACAAGGGGUGGCAGGGAAGCGACUGCUCGCAUAAGAGACACUGACAGAACCUUUCUAACACUCUCAGACAUGGUAACGCAACUCACCGGAUCCGCCCAGCCCUCCUGAGAGGGAUCUGCAUUUCCAUAACACAGCCCAUUGCCCAAUCACAGGAUUCUAGGAGAACUUGCAAUCUGUCAGAUGGCUAUAGAACAAAUGUGAUUUCUUUGCAUUGCAGAUUUGAGAUUACAAUAUUGUACAAUGGUAAGCAAUUAAAUUGGACACAAUCAGAUUGUACAUUAAACAAUGUCCUUUCUGGGGCAGCUUCCCCCAAUCAAAUAGACCACUUCUUUUAAAUAA